This is a messenger RNA of Coregonus clupeaformis (lake whitefish), 3265 nucleotides long. Its product is annotated as T-complex protein 11-like protein 2. The coding region runs from base 1547 to 3154 and encodes 535 amino acids. Gene Ontology annotation, biological process: signal transduction. The record is from RefSeq and is a predicted model, not a curated record. The transcript has 10 exons. NCBI's taxonomy places the organism in Eukaryota, Metazoa, Chordata, Actinopteri, Salmoniformes, Salmonidae.
GCUAUAUUUCGACGUAUAUUUUUUGUUAUCAGUAACACAUGCUAGUUUGUAAUUUAGCUAGAUAGCGAAACCCUUUCAGCUUGUCAACAAUCACCUAUGCUAUGUUGCUAUUUACCAAUGUCUUGUUGGGGUCAUGUUUAUCCAUGUUGGCGUGAUUGAGCUGGAUGUAUGUAACCGUAACGUUACAAACCUGAACCCACUAGAAAUUGGCGAGUUGGCGUUAGCAUUAUUGUUUACAAACACACGAAUAACAAUUUAUAUAAUCUAGUUAUUAAAAAGCCAUUUGCUCCUUAUCUGAUUAAUCUAACGUUAGCUAUCAAUGCGAACUCUUUCAGCGACAUUAUUGUCUUGCGUUUCUUUUGGGACAAGCAGAUCUCUUCUCGGUCUUGUCCAGCUCUCUUGUUUUGGUGCUGCAGGAUCACGUGUACUUAUCAGUGACGCGUGUGUGGAUAUAUUGUUUUGUGUGUGCAGCUCGUACAGUGCACUGCAGUUUAACUGAAAAUUCAAUUUGCUGUAACAAAUCCUGUAGGGCUGAGCGACGAAUCUGAGAGUGGAAGACUCGUCUCUAACAUGUAGGCUCAAUUUUUGAAGUCCCAUCACAAGUCAGACGGUUGAAUAAACUUCAUUUGAACGUACUUUACUCAUUUACAUUUUUGUCAUUUAGCAGACGCUCUUAUCCAGAGCGACUUACAGUUAGUGAGUGCAUACAUUUACCCCUUGUCUGCUGAUUUUUGUCCUUAUGUAGGAGGUAAUCUGACACAAAGUAUCCGCAGGGAAGUGUUCUUAGCCCGAAUUUCAGUACAAUGGUCUAUAUGGUUGGUAUUUCCGGUUUUUAUUUUCAAUACUGAUGCAAUUGAGUAUGAGUCAUAAAACCCGGAAAUGGUUCCAAUCGUUUUUUCACCAUUCAUUUUUCCAUCUGGGAUUUUAGCACAGGAGGUUAGUGGCACUUUAAUUGGGGAGGACGGGCUCGUGGUAAUGGCUGGUGCGGAAUAGUAUAAAAUACAUCAAACACAUGUUUUCCAUGUGUUUGAUGCCAUUCGUUCCAUUGUUUUGAUAACCGCGCAAAUCUCUCUCGGACAAGGUAACUUUAAAAAAUGUGCAAUGCUAACUAUUGAUAGUACAUUGAGACGAAUAUAUUGAUAAAACUCACCUUGUAAAAGAGAGAAUUACACGGCUAUCAAAAAGUAAUGCUAAGGUCAGCCUAAAACAAACACACAAUUAAUUAGAUUUGACGAUGUGAAAAAUUAAUGACGGAAAAACCAUUGGAACUAUUUGCGUGUUAUUAUGGGUAUUAUGACGCAUCCACUGUGGCGGACUUUUCGUACGUGACAAACACUUGCACAAUAUGUCUGAGCCUAACCGAACCACAGCUGAUCGCAAGGAAACGUGCUUUGGUCAAAUACCUUCGGUUACAUUAGGCUAUUGUUGACAUAUUGUGCAAUGCCUGAAAAUAUUGAAAAUACAAGUGACAGAACCUCCCGGCACCACAUCCCUCCUACCUCCAAAAGGACCAACCGCAUGUACAACUGGUAAACGCUAGCCCGCCAUGCCUGGGAAUGACGAGCGGCCCACCUCCAUGUCCACCACUGGCAGCGAGGACGCCAGCAGCGACGCUGAGUCGUCGUCGGACCGCUAUGACAGCAUCAUGUCUGCCAGUGACUUGGACUGCUCCCGCCAGAGCUUCACCAGUGACUGCUCCAGCAGCAAGCACAGCUCGCCCUCCUCCAGCCCGCCCAAAACUAUAACACUGGAUGAAGUCAUGUCUUCUGCCCGGGACCUGUCCAACCUGACCCUGGCCCACGAGAUCAUCGUCAACCGUGACUUCCAUGUGGAGCAGCCCUACCUACCUCAGAACAGUUUGGAGAAGCAAGUCAAAGAUAUAGUUCACAAGGCGUUCUGGGAUAGCCUGGAGUCUGAGCUGAAUAAUGACCCACCAGAGUAUGAGCACUCCAUCAAACUGCUGGAGGAGAUCAGAGAGAUCCUGCUGUCGUUCCUGAGUCUGGGAGCCAAUCGGCUGCGGACUCAGAUCCUGGAGGUGCUGGACAUGGAUCUGAUUCGCCAGCAGGCGGACAAGGAAGCGGUGGACAUACAGGGCCUGGCCUCUUACAUCGUCACCAUCAUGGGAAAGCUGUGCGCCCCCGUCCGCGACGACGAGGUCAAAAAGCUCCGCGAGAACCCCGACAAUGUUGUGUCAAUGUUCAAGGAGAUCUUCCGGGUGCUGGACCUGAUGAAGAUGGACAUGGUGAACUUCACCAUCCAGAGCCUGCGGCCCGAUCUGCAGAGGCAGUCAGUGGAGUACGAGAGGGCCAAGUUCCAGAGCAUCGUGGAGAAGACUCCCAGUGCGUUGGACCAUACCACUGAGUGGAUCAAGUCCUCUCUGGAGGAGGUGCUUUUCUCCAUGCCAACCAUGGAGCAGCCCAACAGCCAUGGGAAGGUGGGGAAAGCCCUGCCAAGUCCCCUCCUGGUCAUCAACAGUGGAUUCAUCCGCAUCCUCACCUGGGACUACCACAAGAGCCCACUGCCUGAGACCCUGAUGACAGACGAGGUGCGUCUGCAGGAGCUCCAGCGCAGGCUCCAGCUGCUAAAGGCUGUGGCCUCCGUGCUGCUCAUUGUCUACAGCGCCAUCGGAGGGCCCAUCUCGGGGCUGCCCGCGCUGGCCGAGCGCCUCAAAAGGAUGACCAGCGUGCUCCUGGAGGGCAUGCACAGCACGGACUUUAACCUGUCAGAGGCUCUGGGGAACGUCAGUGCUCAGAUCUGCUGUGAGCUCAACAAGUCCCUGACUGAGAGGAACUACCCAGCCUUGCCCCCAGAACUCCAGGUCACCCUCAAGGGCCAGAUCACCAGCAUCAUCCAGGAAAACAACCCUAUCCGCAGUCUUGUGGAGGGAAGGGUCCAGCAGUACUUCCGGGUGCUCCUCGCCACGCCCAACUCUCACGUGAACCCGCCCCCGACGCCCGGAGGCCUGGCGCUGAUCCAACCGGAGCUCACCUCCUUGGCGGUCACCUUCGUCAGCCUGGUCAACUUCAACAAGCAGGUCUACAGCCCCUUCUACAUGAUGAUCCUCAAGACCCUGCUCUUCAGUAACGCGGCGCCUACACCGGUGGCCACCGCACCCCAGGACCCCAGCAUACAGAACCCUGUGAGCUCCAACUAGGACCGCCAACCUACCUACCGAGCCAGGAGCAAUACAAAGCUGGAGCUGAUGACACCUUAUUUGAAAAUGGGGCGAAGAAAGGAAAGACUUAGCAGCUAGCUAAAUCCACUC